AUGGAAGGUUCGUCUAAAGGAAAAAACGCGCAGGAGAACAAGGGAGGCACAGGAUCGGAAGAAGUACGAUACAGGGGAGUCCGGAGGCGCCCAUGGGGAAAGUACGCAGCAGAAAUACGCGAUUCGUCGCAGAACAGACAACAACGGUUGUGGCUAGGAACAUUCGAAACAGCUGAGGAAGCGGCUAGAGCUUAUGAUAAAGCUGCAUUUAAUCUAAAAGGUCACUUGGCUAUUCUUAAUUUCCCCAGGGAGUAUUAUUCGAAAUUGCCAAGUUAUAUUUAUCCUCCCGGACCAUGUUCGUCGGUGUCACCUUCUUCCUCUGUUUCUGAUGGGAAGCAGAUCAUUGAGUUUGAAUAUUUGGAUGACAGUGUUAUGGAUGAGCUUCUCGAGUCGGAAGCAGAAAAGAUCAAGUCGAAGAAAUAG
Molecule: messenger RNA, 423 nt
Organism: Daucus carota subsp. sativus
Lineage: Eukaryota; Viridiplantae; Streptophyta; Magnoliopsida; Apiales; Apiaceae
Product: ethylene-responsive transcription factor ERF098
Exons: 1
Coding region: 1-423 (140 amino acids)
Biological process (GO): regulation of DNA-templated transcription; ethylene-activated signaling pathway
Molecular function (GO): DNA binding; DNA-binding transcription factor activity
Source: RefSeq, a predicted model, not a curated record